UAAUUCAGAAGACUGGACUGUUAACUUUGGAACUAUAGUAAAUAAACCGUAUAUGACACGGAAAGUCCAAAACAUUAUUUAUCAUGAAAAUUAUAGCACUGCUGGGGUUCAUGAUGAUAUUGCUCUUGUGCAGCUGACUGAAGAAGUCUCUUUUACAAAGUACGUUCGUAGGAUUUGUCUUCCUGAAGCCAAAAUGAAGCUCUCAGAAAAUGACAGUGUUGUAGUAACAGGAUGGGGAACACUUUCUAUGAAUGGUCCUGUUCCAAAGAUACUUCAACAGGCCUUUGUGAAGAUUAUUGACAAUAAAGUUUGCAAUGCUCCAUGUGCAUUAUCUGGCUGGGUGACUGAAAAUAUGCUAUGUGCUGGAUUUAUGUCAGGAGAAGCUGAUGCCUGUCAGAAUGAUUCUGGUGGACCACUAGCUUACGCUGACACUAGAAAUACCUGGCAUCUUGUUGGAAUAGUGAGCUGGGGUGAUGGAUGUGCUAAAAAGAAUAAACCAGGUGUCUACACUCGAGUGACUGCUUAUCGUGAUUGGAUUACCUCCAAGACUGGACUCUGAAAGAAAAGUAACUUUGAAAUGGAACAUAAAGACAACUGCAGGGUA
Messenger RNA from Hipposideros armiger (great roundleaf bat), 604 nucleotides. Its product is annotated as transmembrane serine protease 11B. Gene Ontology annotation, biological process: proteolysis. The transcript is spliced from 3 exons. The record is from RefSeq and is a predicted model, not a curated record. The coding region runs from base 53 to 559 and encodes 168 amino acids. NCBI's taxonomy places the organism in Eukaryota, Metazoa, Chordata, Mammalia, Chiroptera, Hipposideridae. Gene Ontology annotation, molecular function: serine-type endopeptidase activity.